AUGGAUAAUAAUAACGAUAAAGAAUAUAAAGUAGUCCUAAAAUGGAAUAAACUAGAAUUAAUAUUUAAUCUUCAAUCAACUCAAACAUCAAGUGAAUUAAAAAGUUUAAUUUAUGAACAAACACAUAUUUUACCUGAUCAACAAAAAUUAAUGGGAUUAAAAUUAAAAACACCAGGUACUCUAACAAAUACAACAACAGUGGAUGAAUUAAAUCUUUCAACAAAAAUUAUGUUAAUGGGUACACCAGAAGAAUCUAUAAUUGAAUUAAAUUCAUGA
This is a messenger RNA of Rotaria sp. Silwood2, 276 nucleotides long. The record is from the annotation of a GenBank genome assembly. Lineage: Eukaryota; Metazoa; Rotifera; Eurotatoria; Philodinida; Philodinidae.